Molecule: messenger RNA, 246 nt
Organism: Apiotrichum porosum
Lineage: Eukaryota; Fungi; Basidiomycota; Tremellomycetes; Trichosporonales; Trichosporonaceae
Exons: 1
Coding region: 1-246 (81 amino acids)
Source: RefSeq, a predicted model, not a curated record
AUGAGCCCCAACUCCACCCCUCACGGGGUACCCGAGCUCCAACAAGGGUUGUAUAAAGGCCAGCGCGGGGUUGAUCGACUUGCCUCAUCCCCAAGCUCAACUCAAAGCAACUCCACCACCACACCCCGGAUUUCCCCUCACUCUCAACCAAUCAGCUCCAGAGCCGCUCCCAACGCAAUCGAAAUUGCGCACGCCAUCCUUCAACACGCACUCGACAUUGGAAAGUCGACACUCAUAACCGGCUAG